AUGAGCAAGGAAUAUACUGCUGAGGAGGUUUCGAAGCACAACACGCCUGAGGACCUUUGGAUUAUUAUCGACGGUAAUGUCUUUGACGUUACUGAAUGGCAAAAGGACCACCCUGGUGGCAAGAAGAUGCUCCAGAAGGUGGGUGGAAAGGAUGCUACCAAGUUCUUCCACAAGUACCACGAGCCUGCGGUGGUUAUGCGCAAGUUCGGCAACAAUUUCAAGAUCGGCAAGUUGUCGCCCAAUCCCGCUGUCGCCACGGUUAGCGCCAAUCCCACCAUGGCGAAAAUCCCCCGCAUCACAGCCUUGCCCACCAACGGCGAGGACGGCGAGCCUCUCGAGCAGUUUGGCGACAUGAUUCCCUACGCCGACCCUAUGUGGUACCAGGGAUUCCACUCCCAGCACCACGAUGAAAGCCAUGCUGCUUUGCGUGACCGCAUUCGCAGCUACGUUGACGAGAAAAUCUCCCCCUACAUUGACGAGUGGGAGGAGGCAGACGAGAUCCCCGCUUCUGUUUUCAAGGAGUUUGCUGAGGCCGGCUGGCUGCCUUAUGCUCUCGGCUCCAAGAAGUUCCCCUCGGAAUACGCUGAAAACAAGCAUGCCGAUAUUGUUCCCAACGAAAAGUUCGAUCCUUUCCACGAGUCCAUUCUCGGCGAUGAGUUGAGCCGCCCUGGUUCCGGUGCUCUCGUCUGGUACCUAGUUGGUGGCUAUAGCAUUGGUAUCCCCCCCGUGCUCAACUUUGCUAAAGAUAGCAUCAAAAAGCGGGUUCUUCCUGACGUCUUUUCUGGCAAGAAGCGCAUCUGUCUGUGCAUCACUGAGCCCUCUGGUGGUUCUGAUGUUGCUAACCUUGUUACCGAGGCCAAGCUGUCGGCUGACGGCAAGCACUACGUCGUUAACGGGGUCAAGAAGUGGAUCACCAACGGUAUGUUUGCUGAUUUCUUCAGCGUUGCCGUGCGCACUGGCGGCCCCGGCAUGGGCGGCAUCUCUAUGCUGCUCAUUGAGCGCACCUUCGAUGGUGUCUCUACCCGUCACAUCGCUACCCAGGGUAUGAAUGCUUCUGGCACUGCCCUGGUCACCUUCGACGACGUCAAGGUUCCGGUCGAGAAUUUGCUUGGCGAAGAGAACAAGGGUUUCCAAAUCAUUAUGCGCAACUUCAACCACGAGCGUCUUGGCUGCAUUACCCAGGCCAAUCGCUUCUCGCGUGUCUGUUAUGAGGAGGCCAUCAAGUGGGCCUUCCAGCGCGAGACCUUUGGUGUCAAGUUGUUCAAGCACGACGUCAUCCGCAACAAGCUUGCCCAAAUGGCCUGCCGCAUUGAGGCGUCCUGCGCCCUUGCCGACGCUCUUGUCUACCAAUCUUCCAAGAUGGAGGAGGACGAGGCUAUGCUGCGUCUCGGUGGUAACAUCGCUGGCUGCAAGGCAUUCUCUACCCAGACAUUCGAGUACUGUGCCCGCGAGGCCUCUCAGAUCUUUGGCGGUCUUUCCUACACCCGCGGCGGCAAGGGCGGUAAAGUCGAGCGUCUUUACCGCGUUGUCCGUGCUCUGGCUAUUCCUGGCGGUUCUGAGGAGAUCAUGUUGGACCUGUCCAUCCGCCAGUCCGUCAAGGUCCACCAGAUGUACGGCGCCAACCUUUAA
Wickerhamiella sorbophila is the source of this 1629-nucleotide messenger RNA. Its product is annotated as Acyl-CoA dehydrogenase. The record is from RefSeq and is a predicted model, not a curated record. The transcript has a single exon. Gene Ontology annotation, molecular function: flavin adenine dinucleotide binding; oxidoreductase activity, acting on the CH-CH group of donors. Lineage: Eukaryota; Fungi; Ascomycota; Dipodascomycetes; Dipodascales; Trichomonascaceae. The coding region runs from base 1 to 1629 and encodes 542 amino acids.